Molecule: messenger RNA, 1080 nt
Organism: Synchytrium microbalum
Lineage: Eukaryota; Fungi; Chytridiomycota; Chytridiomycetes; Synchytriales; Synchytriaceae
Gene: ECM31
Product: 3-methyl-2-oxobutanoate hydroxymethyltransferase
Exons: 4
Coding region: 1-1080 (359 amino acids)
Biological process (GO): pantothenate biosynthetic process
Cellular component (GO): mitochondrion
Molecular function (GO): 3-methyl-2-oxobutanoate hydroxymethyltransferase activity; magnesium ion binding
Source: RefSeq, a predicted model, not a curated record
AUGGGGACUAUGGAGCAUUUGCGAGGCAGGCAAUUGAUGAAGCUAUAUCAGUUCUCGAGGUCUACACUUCUCCCUUCAGCGCCGGUAGUGAUCAACACGUCAAAGAUACAACAGCCGUCUUUGUUACCGUCUUCGUUGAUCUCUGUGGUUCCCUGCGCCCAAAUAUCCCCAUUAUACUCAUCGAAACGCCAUAGUUCGCGGCCUGUAAACGAAAAGCCAUCUGAAGUGAGGAAGAAGGUCAACAUCACGACACUACGUAAAUUAUACAAGAAAAAUGAACCCAUAUCUGUCAUGACUGCCUAUGAUUAUCCGUCUGGACACGCCCUAGAUCAAGCGGGCAUUGAAAUGUGUCUGGUGGGAGACUCACUCGCAAUGGUGGCCCUAGGUUACUCUUCAACAAAUGAAAUCACAGUAGACGAAAUGAUUCAUCACUGUCGUGCUGUAGCGCGUGGUGUCAAGUCUGCCUUUUUAAUUGGAGAUAUGCCCUUUGGUUCAUACGAAAUAUCGACACAGCACGCCUUACAGAAUGCUAUUAGAUUUAUGAGAGAAGGUCGUAUGGAAGCUAUCAAGCUAGAAGGUGGUGUCGAAAUGGCUGAUACUGUCGCGAGCAUAACUCGAGUGGGUAUCCCUGUAUUAGGACAUAUUGGACUGACUCCACAACGAACUGCCAGUUUGGGUGGUUAUCGUGUACAAGGAAAGACUAUAGCACGCGCAAAGGAACUGCUAAAGGAUGCACUCUCGCUUCAAGACGCUGGUUGUUUUGCAAUUGUGCUGGAGGCAGUACCUGCACCCGUAGCCUCUGUCAUUACAGAGCAGCUAGACAUACCCACAAUUGGGAUUGGAGCUGGAUCAGGAACAUCUGGACAAGUGCUCGUGCAAUUGGACAUGCUCGGUGUUUAUGACAAAUUUAUGCCAAAGUUUUGCAAGCCUUACGCAUCACUGGCUCCGCUGAUUAAUGACGCCUUGUCGAGGUAUAAGACGGAAGUGAAGGCACGGACUUUCCCUCAGGCUGAACAUACAUAUGAAAUGAGUGAUGGAGAAGAUAUAGAGGCAUGGAAAAAGUCUCUCAUGAGGAAAUAG